CUCUUGAAGUGGUAGCCACAUAGUGAAACAUGUCAGAUACAGAGCAACAGCAGCAGUCUGCUAUUCCUGGACCUGACUGAGUUACAGCCAAUCACGGAGCAGAGCAGAAGACGCUCAGGGGCUCCACUGUCCUCGUGCUAGGCUCGUUUUGUUUCCCCGCGUUACGAAUAGUAUAACUGGAUUCAAUCAUUGACAGCAGUGCUCUCUCCCUGAGUGCUGCUGUCACCCGGGCUCGUCUGCAGCAGUUAAACAUGUCGUCAUCGUACGCUGCUGCCAUAUCAGCCCUCAUUUCAGCGGGAUCUUCCAAUUCAAGCGUCAAACCCGGCCCUCAGACCUCCACGGGCAAGGCAGGGACUCCUAAACCUUCCCCCCGGCCCAACAAACCCCCUCACCACCCUCCGGCUGCACAGAUACACCCUCACUCGCCCGAGCCUCUGGCGGCGUAUGAGGAGCAACAGGAGAAUCCCGCCGACUACGGCACAGGUGGUUAUUACCCCGUUGAGAUUGGAGAGAUUUUUGUUGACCGUUAUCAAGUGGUUAAAAAGUUGGGAUGGGGUCACUUCUCUACUGUGUGGCUCUGCUGGGAUAUGGUGAACAGGCGUUUUGUGGCUCUGAAGGUGGUGAAGAGUGCUCAAACAUACACAGAAACGGCACUGGAUGAGAUCGAACUUCUGAAAUGUGUGAGGGACAGCGACCCCAAAGAUCCCAAGCGAGAGAGAAUUGUGCACCUCAUUGAUGACUUUAGGAUCUCUGGAGCCAAUGGAGAGCAUGUGUGCAUGGUCCUGGAGGUUCUUGGCCACCAGCUGCUGAGGUGGAUCAUCAAAUCCAACUACACUGGCCUCCCCCUGCCCUGCGUGAAGAGCAUCCUCAGACAGGUUCUGCAGGGUUUAGAUUACUUGCACACCAAAUGCAAGAUCAUCCACACAGACAUCAAGCCAGAAAACAUCCUUCUGAGGGUGGACGAGAUGUAUAUUCACAACCUGGCGGCCGACACCAAGCUGUGGCAGCUGCCAGUUUCCCCUGCCAUCACUUGCUCCUCAGUUAACAAAGGCUUCAGAGAAAAGAAGAGUUUGUCCAACUUUCUGGGGAAGCUGACUGGAGUUUUCCACACUCUUGGGGAGUGGGUCCCCAGGAGCCCAAUCAACCGACUGACGAGGAGAGACAGGAGUCGACGAGGACAGGAGAACACAUCAGACCACAAACACAGAGACAAACCUCGCGUGACGUUUUCCGAUGUCACCCCUCCCUGUAGUAGCGCCCUCGGCUCCAGCUGUCAGUCGAAGCUCGCAGGUCCUAACCUCAGAUUACGGAGGCAGACCCUGCUGAUGGAGGACGGACGGGACUCGCCUCCACAAAGCCACAGACACUCCAUCUGCUCGUGGCCACACCUCAACACAGAAGCUCCAGUCUCUGGCUCUACAUCGCUGUUAUUCCAUCAGACUGCGUCCCCCCCCUGCAAUGUGUUUUCAGGAAUUGGUGACUCUGAUGUACUUUUGGAUCUACUCAAGCCACAGAACGCUGAUAAAAUCUUUAUCAAGAUCGCUGACUUGGGCAAUGCCUGCUGGGUGCACAAACACUUCACCGAAGACAUCCAGACCUGUCAGUACCGCUCUGUGGAAGUCUUGAUAGGCGCUGACUACCACACACCAGCUGACAUUUGGAGCAUUGCCUGCAUGGCUUUUGAGCUGGCGACUGGGGACUAUCUGUUCGACCCCCAGUCAGGAGCCACAUUCUCCCGGGAAGAAGAUCACAUUGCCCACAUCGUUGAGCUGCUGGGACCCCUGCCAACACAGUUUUCCCUCUCGGGGAGAAAUUCCAAACAAUACUUCAACCGUAAAGGACAACUGCGACACAUCUCUAAGCUCAAGCCGUGGAGCUUGUUUGAAAUCCUACAAGAUAAGUACGAGUGGCCGCGGGAGGAAGCCGUCAAGUUCAGCUCUUUCCUCUUGACCAUGUUGGAGCUGCUGCCAGAGAAAAGAGCCACAGCUGCCCAGUGUCUGAAACACCCCUGGAUCAACUCCGAGACACACGGGCCCGGCAUCGCUCAGAGCCCAGUGGACUAGCUCUCUGCUCAGCGGCGAACUCGCAUACGGGAUGUGACACGGGAACUGCGGCAGCUGUGGGAGUAAUCUGGUGCGGGCAUCAUGUGCACAGCUUUCAUUAAUAUUUAUUAGCUUGACUAAGAGCCUUUUCCCAGUUGAUUAACUUGCGUCGUGGGUGGCCAAAUCACAAGUGGACAAUCCACCAGCGGCAUUAGAGUGCGUUCCCACAAGUGUCCCAAGUAACCUCAUGUGAUGGGAUCUCACUUUCCUGUUCGACAUGCUAAGUAAGACAGCGCUCAGAGGGAGAGAGCGCAUACUUUUGCUGUGUUUAAGAAAGUGAAAGAGGCAAUAAUAAUAAAAACAAUUCAUAUUUUCUACCUCUUCCCCUGUUGCGUUGACUCUUGCUGCUGCUGUGGGAUUAAAAGUUUUAUCUUAUCUUGUCAAUAAAGACUGGCGGUCUAUUCCUUGGUGUGUUCCAGGCAAUGUGCCAAUGAGUACAAACGAGUUUGCACUUCCAAUAAUGCAGAGGACAUCAGUUGAGUAGGCAGUUCUUCAUUGUGGCCCAGGACACAUUUGCAUACACAUUGGUAAAUGCAUGAUGUAGCCAUAUGCAGCCCGGACCAUCUCUGAAUGUGGUCUGGGUGAUCAAAUCUCAAUUAGUCCUCAAUGUGUCUUGGAUGAAUUCACACCUGUACUUAGAGCUUGUGAACCUCUGAUUGGAUCACCCAGGUUGCAUGGUAAUAUCAGGUAGAAAACAAGGCCUUUGUAUUCAAAUGGCUCUGACUCAGGCACAGCAUUGACCAAAGAGGAGUUUUAUCUUAUUGGAAAAGUGCCUUCUAGCGUGAUGUUAAGGUCCUUGAGUUUCAAUAAACUGACAUAAGAUUG
Molecule: messenger RNA, 2927 nt
Organism: Scophthalmus maximus (turbot)
Lineage: Eukaryota; Metazoa; Chordata; Actinopteri; Pleuronectiformes; Scophthalmidae
Product: SRSF protein kinase 3-like
Exons: 15
Coding region: 252-2063 (603 amino acids)
Biological process (GO): regulation of mRNA processing; protein phosphorylation; spliceosomal complex assembly
Molecular function (GO): protein kinase activity; ATP binding
Source: RefSeq, a predicted model, not a curated record